GAAGAACACAGCCAACAGAGCAAAGUUAACAAAAACCGUUUUCGUGUGUGCCAAAAUCCCAAACAAAAGACAACACAAAAUGAAGGCCUUUACGUCGAUUGCGCUGCUCGUGUGCCUGGCUGCCUGGACCCAAGCGGAACCACCAGUGCCCCAGAACCAGUACCUGCCACCCAACCAGUCGCCCCAGGCGCCGUCCAACAACUACCUGCCGCCCACGCAGGGCUUCCAGUCGCCGUCGAACAACUACUUGCCUCCCCAGCGGACCGGCGGCAACGGUGGAGCGCCCAGCAACAGCUACGGCGCCCCCAUUGCUCCUCCCCAGGGUCAAUAUGGUGCUCCUGCGCUGACUGGUGCCAUCUUCAAGGGCGGCAACGGAAACGGCGGCUAUGGCGGCGGUAAUGGCAACGGCAACGGCAACGGCUACGGACAGCGGGAUGAGGAGCAGUACGGACCGGCCAAGUACGAGUUCAAGUACGACGUGCAGGACUACGAGUCGGGCAAUGACUUCGGACACAUGGAGUCCCGCGAUGGCGAUCUCGCCGUUGGCCGCUACUACGUCCUGCUGCCCGAUGGUCGCAAGCAGAUUGUGGAGUACGAGGCCGACCAGAAUGGAUACCGCCCAACCAUCCGGUACGAACAGGUCGGCAAUGGCAACGGAAACGGAAACGGCAACGGUCGCAACGGUGGCGGUUACGAUAGCAACGCGCAGCAGGGCAAGUUCAACGGCUAUUAAGAUGUGGGGCAGUGUGGAUGCCCGAUUAAGGUCGACCCCGCAACUAUACUCGUCUACUUCAUGGGUUCGCUGGCCGAGUAUUAAACGCCCAUCCAGCCAGUGGGCCAGCGAUCGCAGUCAGUCUAUACCUAUCCGUGUACCUAUCUUUGUGUAUCCCAUUAGUGGGACGGCCGCCAUUUUGCCAUAGACAGGCGCGUUCCUUUCCGUUUCCGUUUCACUGCCGUUCGUUCCCCCGUUUCCCCGUUUCCCCGUCUCUACGCCUGGAACUCCUUGCCGUUUUUGUUUUGUUUAAGCGCCUUCAUUUUGUGUAAGUCUACGCACACACACACACAAACACACCACUCACACACACACCAUGACCAUUACGCAUUCAUACAUACAUGCAUAAGGAUUGUAUUUAGUUUUUAAACGAAAAUGGAAAUUCGAAAGU
Molecule: messenger RNA, 1163 nt
Organism: Drosophila santomea
Lineage: Eukaryota; Metazoa; Arthropoda; Insecta; Diptera; Drosophilidae
Gene: Cpr56F
Product: pro-resilin
Exons: 2
Coding region: 80-733 (217 amino acids)
Cellular component (GO): extracellular matrix
Source: RefSeq, a predicted model, not a curated record